AUGCCCCAUACACUGACCGCUCUGGAUGGCCACGGAAACGACUCGCCAGAAGUCCUUGUGAAGGGCAGCCCAGUUCCAAUGUCAAACCCUGCCAAAAGGAAGACCUGUGACGCUGAGGAUUACUGGCCUCAGGAUGACCCUGACCACUGGUCAUACAAUGAAGACUCACAGGUGACCAUAGAAAUGCUAAUCUCGACUGGAGAGGUGUCAUGGCGAGGUAUUCAAUACGGACCUGUUUCUGAGCAUUGCAACACAGCGCCACCAGAUCAAGAUGGUCAUGAAAGGCGCGAAGAGAUGAGCUGA
Messenger RNA from Durusdinium trenchii, 303 nucleotides. The record is from the annotation of a GenBank genome assembly. NCBI's taxonomy places the organism in Eukaryota, Dinophyceae, Suessiales, Symbiodiniaceae.